This is a messenger RNA of Cordyceps militaris CM01, 672 nucleotides long. Its product is annotated as EF hand family protein. The record is from RefSeq and is a predicted model, not a curated record. The coding region runs from base 1 to 672 and encodes 223 amino acids. NCBI's taxonomy places the organism in Eukaryota, Fungi, Ascomycota, Sordariomycetes, Hypocreales, Cordycipitaceae. Gene Ontology annotation, biological process: spindle pole body duplication. Gene Ontology annotation, molecular function: calcium ion binding; microtubule binding. Gene Ontology annotation, cellular component: half bridge of spindle pole body; mitotic spindle pole body. The transcript is spliced from 2 exons.
AUGGCUUCCAGACCCAUGGGCUUCAACUCGCAGACGCCGCGACCCUUUGCCGGGCGCUCCCUUGCCGGCCAGGACCAGCGACAACGUCAGCCGCCACCACCGCCGCAAGUAUCGUCCAACGAGGACUACGCUGGCAUUCCCGACGAGGAUCGCGAACACAUUGACGAAGUGAAGCAAAAUCAUCCCAAAUACAAGAACAUUGUACUCACACCCACACGCAACUCACAGUUUGACCUAAUGGACAUGAAGAAGAAGGGUUACCUCAACAGCUACGAAUUCCGCCACUCCCUUGCCGCGCUGGGCUUCGACCUCUCCAAGCCCGAGUACUUUCGCGAGCUCGAAGCCUUUGGCACCGUGCCGCCCGACUGGCAGGACCGGGACUGCCCCGUCAACCGCCUGCACCUCUACCUCGAUCAGUUCCGCCUCUGCGCCUCCAAGCUCAUCGCCCGCCGCGAUCCACGCGAGGAGGCCGCCAAAGUAUUUGCCAUGUUCGACUAUGAUCAGGACGGCAUCAUCUCGGUCGACGACAUGCGCCACCUUGCCCAGGACAUCAAGGAGGACCGCAACAUGACCGAGGAAGAGAUUCACAGCAUGAUUGAUCAUCUCGACCACGAGGGCAAGGGCGGCGUCAGCCUUGACGAAUUCAUGCAGAUGAUGGAGGAAGCUGGCUAA